CACCACAGUGUGACAGCAGAGCUUUGUGCUCGGAGACUCUGGGGAACCAAAAAGGCUCUAACAGCUCAAUUAUAGCUGAGCUCUUCUCGCUGCCGUCUGUGACAAAAAUGCUCUGCUUUAUAUCAUGUGCAGCUCCUUCUUCAACUCUCAUCCCCGAGGAAUCAGAGCUUUUCAGAGCAUCUUCUCCUGUCAUCUUGGCAUCAUAGAAUCCACUUUUCUAGACAUCUGAGCUCAUGCAAUUUUCUGAGAGCUGCACAGAAGUUUAGAUCUGAGGAAAAACCAAGGUGCUGAUGAAAUGUCACUGCGAGUCAAUGGGAACCAGUCUACUUUAUUAAUGUCAGCUCUGCUCUUCAACGGCUCCAUCCAUCCUCAUCCUCUAACAUGGGAGAAGGACGCUUCCAUUUCUGAGACUGCACAAGAAUGGCCGGUAAACAAGACCCAGCUCGGCUCGGACCUGCCUCUACUUGGCCAUGAGGAACAGUGCCACAUGUCACCUGUCCUCACUGCAUGUUUGGUUUCAUUGUACAGUGCUACAAUGGUGCUGGGGCUGGUGGGAAAUAUCGGUCUCAUUUGCAUCAUCACUCACCGCAGAGAAAAAGUCAAUGUCACCAGCAUUUUCAUCUGCAAUCUGUCAUUCUCUGACAUUCUGGUGUGUGUGUUCUGCCUUCCAUUCACUGUCAUUUACACACUUAUGGACCACUGGGUGUUUGGAUCGUUGUUGUGCCGACUGGUGCCAUUUAUCCAGUGUGUGUCUGUGACGGUAUCAGUUCUGUCCUUAGUUUUUAUUGCUUUAGAAAGGCAUCAGCUCAUUAUUAACCCCUCUGGAUGGAAACCAAGCCUUUUUCAGGCCUACAUGGCAGUAAUAAUCAUUUGGAUUUUGGCUUGCUUUACCUCCACACCCUUCUUAGUAUUUCAGCUGCUCACAAAUGAGCCUUACACCAAUGUAAUUCUGCCAACCCAUCAUCAAUUUUCUCAGACAUAUGUCAACAUUUCCCACCCUGUCUCUUACAAAAACGCCUCUGUGCCUCUUCAUUUGUAUCGCUCACUUUUUGCUUUUGUCCCAACCUCCCCACACAUGGAGGCUUGUGUGGAGCACUGGCCAUCCCAGGAGCAAAGGGUGGCAUACACCACUUGGCUUCUGCUGUUUCAGUACUGUGGUCCACUUUUGCUGGUCCUGCUCUGCUACGUUCGAGUUUUUGUACGCCUUCGCCACCGCAAGGAAAUGCUGGACCGAGCCAGGACUCCAGAGAACCAGCGCAUCACCCACAGCCGCAGAAUCAACAUCAUGCUGGCUGCCCUCAUAACAGCCUUUGCACUCUGCUGGCUUCCACUCACCAUCUUUAAUGUGGUGGCAGACUGGAACCAGGAGGCUCUGCCUGUCUGUCACCACAACCUCCUGUUCUCCCUCUGCCAUCUGCUGGCCAUGUCCUCCACCUGCAUCAACCCCAUCAUCUACGGCUUCCUCAACUCCAACUUCAGACAAGAAGUGAGGGAAGUGCUUCUACACUGUUGCUGCUUUCACCAAGGAGGAGAGUGUGAGCAGUUCCCCAUGUCCACAGGGAACGUGGAAGUGUCCCACAUCUCGGUGCCUCUUCCGUGUAAGAACAACUCUGUCUGAUCUGAUCAAACAGCAUGCAACAGCUGAAAAACAGAUAAAAUGUACAGUUUCAGGGUUUGCUUUGCUCAUUUAGUCUGUGUAAUGUAUGUUUUGAGCUAACAACUGUAUUUAAUGUAUAUCUAAUGUAAAUUGCUUCACGCUGGCCCUCUUUUAAUGACACAACAUUGGCACAGUGACUUUUUUUUAUACUAAAUAAUGAUUGUUAAUGAAAAAAGGAGCAUUGAAACGUGUACACAUUAGUGUAUUGAUUGUGUUAAUUAGCUGUCAUUUGUUUUUAUUGGUUCUCUCUUAUAACUUUUGUGAAAACCUGCAGUAGAGCCUGUAAAAUCAGAGGUGAUUUUAAAAAAACAUAUAUAUUUUUAUUUAAAGUGACUACUUUUGUUUAGUUUCUUGCAAAAAAAAAUUAUGUAUACAUCUACAUUAAAAAUAAGAAAGCUUUUCUUGUGUUUAAUGGGAUUAAUAAAAAAAAAAAACACCUGGAGUACUACAGAAUUGGAAUAGUCAUUCAGGGAAUUCAGCUAUUUGUUAUUUAUAACAUGUGGAUUUUUAACUGUGCAGUUUGUUUUGAAAUUCACAUUCUUAAAUCAAAUGCAUCUAAUAUGUAACUCAAUCUAACUAAUAUUUCCCAUGUGUUUUGGCAUGUCUGCCUGUAAUGAUGUUUUGAUGAAGUAAAUAAUUUGUUUUGUCUAACUUGUUUUUUAUUAACUUUUGAAAUUUAAUCAGUUUUGAAAGCCUAAAAGAGCAAAAUUGCCCUGAACAAAAGCUAAACUGGUCUUACCACCUUAAGAUUUAAAAAUCUGUAACUUUGUGAAUAUGUUAAGACUAAUUUCGUUCUACAAUAUUUGUUACACUUUAAUUUAAUUAUUUAUUAAAUGCACUGACAAUUUAGGCCUACUUUAUCAAGCAUAAAUGCAAACAAAAGAGGAAAAAAGCAACUAUCCUACUCUUGAUUAUAUAGACUAAUUCUACUCUUCUCAUGAGUCACACACACACACACAAAGCACAGGCAUUCUAGUUUAUGCAUCCAGCUAACAUAAAACAACCUCAUUAACACGG
Molecule: messenger RNA, 2674 nt
Organism: Oryzias melastigma (Indian medaka)
Lineage: Eukaryota; Metazoa; Chordata; Actinopteri; Beloniformes; Adrianichthyidae
Product: neuropeptide Y receptor type 1
Exons: 2
Coding region: 296-1618 (440 amino acids)
Biological process (GO): G protein-coupled receptor signaling pathway
Cellular component (GO): neuron projection; plasma membrane
Molecular function (GO): neuropeptide binding; neuropeptide Y receptor activity
Source: RefSeq, a predicted model, not a curated record